This is a messenger RNA of Thlaspi arvense, 1263 nucleotides long. Lineage: Eukaryota; Viridiplantae; Streptophyta; Magnoliopsida; Brassicales; Brassicaceae. The record is from the annotation of a GenBank genome assembly.
AUGGACGCCGCGACCGCGAGUUUGAUUAGAUCUCCCGUCUUACCGCAUAAAACUUCCGACAACGGUGCUGGAUCUAUGUUCCUUACGGCCAGUGGCCCUGGGUUCACGCGUUCUGGUUCGGGACUUCAACUUCGUUUAAGGCAAAACGCGUUCGCUAGACUCUCGAGACCGUUGCAAAGCUCAACGACGGCUGCUAAAACUCGGAGAAGUUUUGUGGUUAGAGCUUCAGCGUCUGAUGAUGCCUCCUCUGGUUCGUCAUCCAAACCGAUCGCGCCGCUUCAGCUAGAGUCGCCUGCUGGUCAGUUUCUGUCUCAGAUUUUGGUGAGCCAUCCUCAUCUUGUGCCUGCAGCUGUUGAUCAGCAGCUUGAGCAGCUACAGACUGAUCGGGACUCCGAGGGACAGAACAAGGAUGCAUCGCCUGCACCUGGAACCGACAUCGUUCUCUACAGGAGAAUCGCGGAGUUGAAGGAAAAUGAGAGGCGAAGGACUUUGGAAGAGAUUUUGUAUGCAUUGGUGGUUCAAAAGUUCAUGGAAGCUAACGUAUCACUUGUACCAUCAGUAAGCCCAUCUUCAGACCCGUCUGGUCGGGUUGAUACUUGGCCGACCAAAGUGGAGAAGCUUGAGCGGCUUCACUCGCCGGAGAUGUAUGAGAUGAUUCACAACCAUCUGGCCCUAAUCCUCGGAAGCAGAAUGGGUGACCUGACAUCUGUUGCACAGAUCAGCAAACUCAGAGUUGGACAAGUCUAUGCUGCUUCUGUGAUGUAUGGAUACUUUUUGAAGCGGGUGGACCAAAGGUUUCAGCUUGAGAAGACAAUGAAGAUUCUUCCAGGUGGGUCGGAUGAAAAAGGUAAAACCAGCGUUGAGCAGCCACAACCAGAAGACAUGACAUAUCAGGCUGUAUCGUCUCACCCAGAGGUCGGUUCAUUUGCUGGCGGAGUUAGUGCUAAGGGCUUUGGCAGCGAGAUCAAACCGUCCCGGUUAAGGACAUACGUGAUGUCGUUUGAUAGCGAGACGCUUCAGAGAUACGCCACCAUACGAUCAAGAGAAGCGGUUGGGAUCAUCGAGAAGCACACGGAGGCAUUGUUUGGUAAGCCUGAGAUUGUAAUUACACCGGAAGGCACUGUUGAUUCAUCUAAAGACGAGCAGAUAAAGAUCAGCUUUGGUGGAAUGAAGAGGCUCGUCUUGGAGGCUGUCACUUUCGGCUCGUUCCUUUGGGACGUUGAGAGCCAUGUAGAUGCAAGGUACCACUUUGUGCUGAACUAA